This is a messenger RNA of Penicillium cinerascens, 1071 nucleotides long. RefSeq names its product zinc-dependent alcohol dehydrogenase family protein. Gene Ontology annotation, molecular function: oxidoreductase activity. The coding region runs from base 1 to 1071 and encodes 356 amino acids. The record is from RefSeq and is a predicted model, not a curated record. The transcript has 2 exons. Lineage: Eukaryota; Fungi; Ascomycota; Eurotiomycetes; Eurotiales; Aspergillaceae.
AUGGCCAGACAAUGGAUUUUGACCGGCCAAGAAGGCUUUGAAACGUCCCUUGAGUACCAGGAGGGUCUUGAUCUACCGUCGGCGAAAGAUUUGGGGCCUCACGAUGUCCUUGUCACCAUGCAUGCUGCGAGUCUGAAUUAUCGUGAACUGGUAGUCGCAGGACCCGUGGGUAUCAAUGGACCAAUCACGCCACCCAUUAUUCCAGGCUGUGAUGGAGUAGGCAUUGUCACAAAUGUCGGAUCAGCUGUCCGCGAUUUCCGUCCUGGAGAUCGAGUUGUUAUGCACGUUGCACCGAAACUAGUGGAAUCUCGUGGUGACGAUGCACUUCCUAGCCUUUCCGAUGCCAUGAUUGCUCGAGGUCAAGGGAUCGAGGGCACGCUUCGGAGUCACGGUGUCUUCUCUGAAGCGGGCCUUGUCCACGCACCGAAAUCAUUGGAUUUCCUUCCGGCAGCCACCUUGUCUUGUACCUGGGUCACCGCGUGGAACGCUCUGUUUGGUUUGAAGGGCCGGGAAGCGGGGCCGGGCUCAUGGGUGCUCGUUCAAGGCACGGGCGGGGUCAGUAUUGCUGCUCUGCAGCUCGCUGUCGCAGCUGGUGCCUCUGUCAUCGCUACCACAUCGAGUGAGGAGAAAGCUGCUCGGCUCAGGACUCUUGGCGCGACCCACGUUGUCAAUUACCGUACCAAUCCUAAGGGCUGGGGAGAGGAAGUUCGAAGCUUGACUCCAGAUGGAAGAGGUUUGGACUUUGUGGUCGAUGUGGGUGGCAACGAAACUCUGUCUCAGUCACUGGUGGCCGUAUGCGUGGACGGAAUCGUUCUGGUGGUCGGUGGAGUUGGGGAGACCACAGAGGUCGUGCCCAUGUUUGCAGCUCUUCUGCACACCUGCAUCGUUCGUGGUAUCCUCGCAGGAAGUCGAAACCAGUUCCGGGAGUUGGUUCACUUCAUUGACGACAAGAAGAUUGUGCCUGCGGUUGAUGAUGUUGUUUUUGAGCUUGCCGAGGGAAAGAGUGCAUACAAACGCCUCAAGGAAAAGAAACACUUUUCCAAGGUUUUGAUUAAGAUUGAUGCAGUGUGA